AGGCGUUGCAAAUUCUUAGAGGAGAAGGGUUUGCUGUUUGUUGGGAGUGGUGUUAGUGGAGGUGAAGAAGGAGCCAGAUAUGGACCGUCUCUCAUGCCAGGUGGUUCUGAAAAGGCAUGGCAUCAUAUUAAACCCAUAUUUCAAUCCAUUGCUGCAAAAGCAGGCAACGAUCCAUGCUGUGACUGGGUUGGUGGAGAUGGUUCAGGUCAUUUUGUCAAGAUGGUUCACAAUGGAAUAGAAUACGGAGAUAUGCAGCUUUGUUGCGAGGCUUACCAUCUGAUGAAGGAUGGACUUGGUUUGACCUCAGAUGAAAUGAGUCAGGUGUUUGAUGAAUGGAACAAAGGAGAAUUGGACUCUUUUCUGAUAGAAAUCACAAAAAAUAUUCUUGCCUACAAAGAUGCUGAUGGUAGUCCAUUGGUCGAAAAGAUAAGAGAUUCUGCAGGCCAGAAAGGGACAGGAAAGUGGACAGCUAUUUCCUCUUUAGAGUAUGGCAUUCCUGUAACUCUGAUUGGUGAAUCUGUCUUUGCUCGUUGUUUGUCAUCCCUCAAGGAUGAGAGGGUUGAAGCCAGUAAACACCUGAAGGGUCCUUCGUCUUGUAAAUACACUGGGGAUAAAAAAGAAUUCAUUGAACACAUCAGAAAGGCUUUAUACGCUUCCAAGAUCGUAUCCUAUGCCCAGGGGUUCAUGCUGAUGAGAGAAGCAGCCAAAGUCUUUGGUUGGAAUCUCAAUUAUGGAGGAAUUGCUCUGAUGUGGAGGGGUGGUUGUAUCAUAAGAAGUGUAUUUCUUGGUAAUAUUAAAGAAGCUUUUCAGAAAAACCACGACCUACAGAACCUGCUCCUCGACGACUUCUUCAAAGCAGCCAUUCAAAACUGUCAGGAUUCUUGGCGCAAGACCGUAGCAACCGCUGUCACCCUUGGUAUCCCAACACCAGCAUUCAGCACCGCAUUGGCAUUCUACGAUGGUUACAGAUCUGCUCAGCUUCCUGCAAAUCUUAUCCAGGCUCAGCGAGAUUAUUUUGGCGCGCAUACCUACGAGCUGCUGUCCAACCCAGGCCAUUUUAUCCACACAAACUGGACGGGAAAAGGAGGGUCCGUCUCCUCCACUACAUACCAAGCUUGAACAACAAACGUCAUUCUUUCCAUUCCCAUAGUCCUGUCUUCUUGAUCAAACCUCUGUCUGAUUAAUGUCUAUUUUAUACGAUGAAUACCGGGGGAGAUAGCUUAUUUUGUUAAAUUUUACAAUGUAUGUUGGUAUAGACCCCUCGUAUGCAUAUGACGUCCAAGCAGCUCGAUCUGGGGGACAAAACAAAAGAAUUUCAAUCUCCUGAGAAUUGGAAACCUAUAUAUUGUUUUGUCCCCAGACUGAGCUGCAUUCCAAAGUGCUGCAAGGGGUCUAUAGAUGAACUAUGAAAUCAAUGAUGGUUCGGUCAGGUCAAGCCCAAUAAAAUACCUAAAGACAACUGAAAUCUA
This is a messenger RNA of Actinia tenebrosa (Australian red waratah sea anemone), 1469 nucleotides long. Its product is annotated as 6-phosphogluconate dehydrogenase, decarboxylating. The record is from RefSeq and is a predicted model, not a curated record. Gene Ontology annotation, molecular function: NADP binding; phosphogluconate dehydrogenase (decarboxylating) activity. Gene Ontology annotation, biological process: pentose-phosphate shunt. Lineage: Eukaryota; Metazoa; Cnidaria; Anthozoa; Actiniaria; Actiniidae.